AUGCAGGCAAUCAGAACAUUCGUGGUUACGGGCGCUAACCGCGCCAUCGAGCUUGAAGGGGAGAUGUCGAUCGCGAACAAGACAAUCGUCCUGACGGGCGCGAAUCGGGGCAUUGGGCUCGAGUGGGCGAGGCAGCUCCUGGCCAGACCAGGGAAUAGGAUCAUCGCCGGUGUUCGUCAGCCCGACAAGGCCGCAGACCUCAAGGCGCUGGGCGGAUCUCGAGUCCAGAUCCUACCCCUGGACGUCUCCAGCUCCACUUCCAUCGAGUCAUGGGCGGACGAGAUCAAGGCCUCCACGCCCCACGUUGAUGUCGUCAUCAACAAUGCCGGGGUGUACGGCGAGCGUCAGGAUCUGGGCAGUGUCACGUCCGAGAACAUGGUGAGCACCUUUGUCGCAAACACUGUUGGCCCCCUCCUCAUCGUGCAAGCCCUCGCUUCCCGAGGUCUCCUGGGAGGCUCAGCGGGCCCGACGCUGGUGGCCACCGUUUCCAGCAAGAUGGGGAGCGUGGAGGACACCAGCACGGGGUCGUACGCCUACCGUGCCAGCAAGGCGGGCGUGAACAUUGUGUGCAAGGCCCUGGCCAACGAGCUGGGGCCCAAGGGGGUCACCGUUACCCUGCUCCACCCGGGCUAUGUCAUUACCGACAUGACGGAGGGGAGGGGCCUGAUUGACACCGCCACCUCCGUGGGGGGCAUGCUGUCGGUGCUGGAGGGCGGGGACGACAUCCACGGCAAGUUCCUUGCAUGGGACAAGAAGGUGGUGCCCUGGUGA
Messenger RNA from Auxenochlorella protothecoides, 771 nucleotides. RefSeq names its product C-factor. Gene Ontology annotation, molecular function: oxidoreductase activity, acting on the CH-OH group of donors, NAD or NADP as acceptor. The transcript is spliced from 5 exons. NCBI's taxonomy places the organism in Eukaryota, Viridiplantae, Chlorophyta, Trebouxiophyceae, Chlorellales, Chlorellaceae. The coding region runs from base 1 to 771 and encodes 256 amino acids. The record is from RefSeq and is a predicted model, not a curated record.